Messenger RNA from Parastagonospora nodorum SN15, 222 nucleotides. RefSeq lists its product as hypothetical. Lineage: Eukaryota; Fungi; Ascomycota; Dothideomycetes; Pleosporales; Phaeosphaeriaceae. Bases 1 to 222 code for a protein of 73 amino acids. The transcript is spliced from 2 exons. The record is from RefSeq and is a predicted model, not a curated record.
AUGUCGAGCGCGGUGCGCCCAGAUGUAUACAUGGACGCUCCGCCAGUCGCCAGUCGCCAGUCGCCAGUGUUGGUAGCGGAGCCAGCCGCUUGCGUCGAGCCCACUGCUGCAUGGGCUGCUUGUUCGGCGCUGGUCCCCAGGCGACGUCGCACGGCGGGCAGAGACAUUGACAGAGAAUGGCCAGCACAGCGUGUUUUGCAACUGCAGGGCGUACAUAGAUAG